GCCGGAACCCGGGAGCGAGAGAAGCGAAAUGACAUUUCCUCUUUAAAUAGCUGGAGCGGGGCCCCGUGGAGAAAUGGCCGCGUCGGCAGAUGGAAAUAAGCCUUCCCCGCCUCCGCCCGGGACGCCGUCCGCAGACGCCGCCGGCGAAGCCGUGGACCCCGCUCACGCGUGCAGUGUUCUUAAGCAGCUCAGAACCAUGUACGAGGAAGGCCAGUUGACAGACAUUGUGGUGGAAGUGGAUCGCGGGAAAGCAUUUUCCUGCCACAGAAACGUCCUCGCUGCCAUCAGCCCCUACUUCAGAUCCAUGUUCACUAGUGGCCUUACAGAAAGUUCUCAAAAAGAAGUUCGAAUAGUCGGUGUUGAAGCUGAAUCAAUGGAGUUAGUGUUGAAGUAUGCCUACACCUCCAGAGUUGUUCUGACAGAGGCCAAUGUUCAAGCCUUGUUUACUGCAGCUAGCAUCUUCCAGAUUCCGUCCAUCCAAGACCAGUGCGCUAAGUAUAUGAUCAGUCAUUUGGACCCACAAAAUUCUAUUGGGGUCUUCAUCUUUGCUGAUCAUUAUGGUCAUCAGGAACUCGGAUAUCGAUCAAAAGAAUACAUUCGUAAAAAGUUUCUGUGUGUCACCAAAGAACAGGAGUUUCUCCAAUUGACAAAAGACCAACUUAUAAGUAUACUAGACAGUGAUGAUUUAAACGUGGACCGAGAAGAGCAUGUUUAUGAAAGCAUUGUAAGGUGGUUUGAAUAUGAACAGAAUGAAAGAGAAGUGCACCUUCCAGAAAUUUUUGCCAAAUGCAUACGUUUUCCUCUAAUGGAGGAUACCUUUAUAGAGAAAAUUCCACCUCAGUUUGCACAGGCUAUAGCCAAAAGCUAUGUAGAGAAGGGCCCAUCCCAUACUAAUGGCUGUACACAAAGACUUGGAAUGACUGCAUCUGAAAUGAUCAUAUGUUUUGAUGCUGCCCACAAACACUCAGGAAAGAAGCAAACAGUGCCUUGUCUAGAUAUAGUCACAGGAAGAGUGUUUAAAUUAUGCAAGCCACCAAAUGAUCUAAGAGAAGUUGGGAUUCUUAUAUCACCAGAUAAUGACAUUUACAUCGCAGGAGGAUACCGGCCAAGCAGCAGCGAAGUAUCCAUUGACCAUAAGGCAGAAAAUGAUUUCUGGAUGUAUGACCAUUCCACCAAUAGGUGGCUAUCCAAACCACCCUUGCUGCGAGCCAGAAUAGGCUGCAAGCUGGUGUACUGCUGUGGUAAGAUGUACGCCAUUGGAGGGCGCGUUUAUGAAGGUGACGGGAGAAACUCACUAAAAUCUGUGGAGUGCUAUGACGGCAGAGAAAACUGUUGGACAGCUGUUUGCGCAAUGCCUGUUGCAAUGGAGUUCCAUAGUGCCGUGGAACACAGAGAGAAGAUCUAUGUUCUACAGGGUAGGUGCCUAAGUGGCUUAGUUCUCCACGAAAGGGUAGCAGGAGAAUUUUUCCUCUUCUAUGAGCCUCAAAAAGACUACUGGGGUUUUUUAACCCCUAUGACUGUGCCUAGAAUCCAGGGCUUAGCAGCUGUAUACAAAGACUCUAUCUACUACAUAGCUGGAACCUGUGGAAAUCAUCAACGCAUGUUUACUGUAGAAGCCUAUGACAUUGAGCUAAAUAAAUGGACUCGUAAGAAGGACUUUCCAUGUGAUGAAUCCAUCAAUCCAUACCUUAAACUGGUACUUUUCCAGAAUAAACUUCAUUUAUUUGUUCGAGCUACUCAAGUGACCGUUGAGGAACAUGUCUUCAGAACCAGCAGAAAAAAUUCUCUUUAUCAAUAUGAUGAUAUCACUGACCAGUGGAUGAAAGUAUAUGAGACCCCAGAUCGGCUCUGGGACCUUGGCCGGCAUUUUGAAUGUGCUGUUGCUAAACUCUAUCCUCAGUGUCUUCAGAAAGUACUUUGAGUAGCCGGCCUUAGGUAGCUCACUGACAUCUACUGCUUGAGGAAACUUAGUCUUUCAAUGGUAUAAGAAGUGCUGUCAGUAUUUAAGAAAGCUGAGGGUUUGUGCACGGAGUGAGUGCUCUGAAAGAUUACAGUGUAGGGAGGGAUGUCUUUUCAUCUUUAUGAUGUUUUCAUUUCAGUAGCAAAAGGUAACAAAGUGCAAUUAUCAGCUUUCUUUUUCUGGUAUAAAAACAAUCAUUUUCAUUCUAGAAUUUCGUGAUAGUCUCUGAGAUACCAGAUGAAUUAAUAACUAUGCAGUCUUAUAAGAGCAAUUAGGUAUUAUUGGUUAGAGUCAUCCAAAAUAGUGUGUGAUGUGACUUUUAUUUUAAAUACGGGUAAAACUCUGAGGCAAUAUCACUAGGACUUUAGCUGUGACCUCUCCAACACAGAGAAGCACUAAACUUAGAUUCUCAUUUUUAAUAUACAUAUAUAUAUAUAUAUAUAUAUAUAUAUAUAUAUAUAUAUAUAUAUAUAUACAGCUUUCAAGUGUACUGAGGUUUAAAUGUGUUCUGUUAUUAGAGUAAAUCGAAGGGAAAAACAAAUCAUCUCAGAAAGAACUUUCAGUCUAAUUAUUUCAUCAUAUUAUUUCCCAUAUAGCUUUAAAUUAAGCUGAAGUUUUAAAGUAGCUGUUUUCUGUUGAUAAUUUUUUCACGUGCUAACACUGUCUUAUUUAAAAAAUCCUGAGAAGGGUUCACAUUCACAGGUGGCUGGUGCUAGCAUAAUAAGUUCAUUCGUGUGUUUAGCUAGAUAGAUUUCAAUUGUCUGAGCCUAUGCCUACCUUUCAAGUUGGUACGAGUUCUAUGGCCAUCAUACUUUACUGUUGAAUUCUUGUGAUUUCACAAGAUUCUCUACUUACAUGAUAGCAAGAUAUGGCCAGUUAUUGGUCUAACUCAGUCUUAGAAUAGUGAGAAGAUUGAACAUAGUUUGCACUAACACAGGCCAUUGUUACCUGACCUCCUUUUCCAUCCUCUACUUGUCUAGUCUUAAUCGGUACAAUGAAAGGUAACUUAUUUCUGCACAGAGCAUAAUGUGAAGUUUUAUACCUACUUUUAAAAUUCUGUUUUACAGAAACAAAACUCCUGCAGUGGUUGAAUUUAAUGGCUUUUAAGUUACAUGUGACAAUUAAAACCUCAUUUUCUUUUUAAGUUUUGCACUUAACAGUGAUAAAUAUUUUUACAUUGAAAACUUUGCUCUAGCUGAAGGUGAUUCAGAAGGAAAAGAGUGAGUGAAUAGGACCAUAGCAUUAUAGGUACUAAAUCAUGUUUCAUAUUUAACAGAUGAAUUUCUAACAAUCAGUUAGGAAUAUUCUCAUAAAGGACAAACCAACUCAUUCAUAAUACCUUAGGUAGAUAUUUGGAUCAGUAACUUAUUUUUUACUAUGCCUAGAAUAAUCAGUAAAGGAUACAGGUAUAGUGCAGAGUCUGUCAUCAACUAGAAUAUUUUGAUUUUCUUAAAGAAAACAAAUUGGCAUGGUUUGUAUUAGAAACUCUUGUACAAAUUGUGAUGUGAUACUGUGAAACAAUUUUAAAACAUUGCCUCUUUGCAUCACAUACCUCGUUUUUCAGAAACUUUCCAAACUUAGACCUCUACUGUAGGAAAUGUUUUCUGAAGAAGAAUUCAAAGUAGACAGGAUUUAUAGAAUUAACAUUUUAAAAUCUAGCCUUGUAAAGCUAGAUAUGUGGUUCUUUUUCUUACUGGCCUUGAGAAUGUAUAUAUAAUCUCUUUAUAAACUUUGUCAACCAAUAACCUUUUUUUCUUCCCAGUUUUUCCUUCAUCUUUAUGCUGUUUGGGGACUAUUUCUGUGAGUUUUUUCAAGCAUCUUUAAAGUGUUGCAGUGCAAAGGAGAAGAAAAAACAGAAGUAAUUAACUUUUGCAAGAGAUGUUCAUGUAAUUUAUUUUGAAAGCUUUGUUGAGUAGCUAAGAUUUCCUGAUGCUUUUUGACAAUCUUCUGUAUUUAUUUAGGAAAAAUACGUUACUUGAAAAUAUGACAUAGAACGCUGAGUUAGUAAUUUACAUGUGCCGUGUGACCAAUAGGAAUACAACAUGCUGUGGUCCCACAAUAGAUUUUUUUUCUGUUGAUCUGCACAACAGUUGAUACUUUUACUAUAAAAAUUUAUGUUGGGAGUGUGAUCUAAGUAUAGUGUGUCAAAGCCAAGGUUUAGAAUUUGCUACGAAAAUAGAAUAUAUGUUGAAUUUUGUAUGAAUAACUAUUUGUUUAAGUUAUAUAACUAGGAUACUUUGCCACUUUUUAAAUGAUUUGGAUAUGAAACGAAGAUGACUAAGAAAACUAAGAUGAGUAAUAUGUGUGAAUAUAUGUUUAGAUAGUGAAGGUACAUUUGCAUAGUAUGUUAAGAAUAUAAGUAAAAUGCACAAUGGGACCGAAGAAUUAAAUAAAAUAAAGGUCUAAAAUAUGCCCGUCCCACUUUAACUUUGUUUUUACAUUUGAAGAACGUAUGUAGCACUUUCCUAUAUAGUUUUUAGACAUUAAAAACUGGACUUGGUAUAACUAUAUUAUAGGAAAGUUUUAAUUGUAUUUUUUAGUUUCCCACCUUUGUUUUCUGUUAUCCUGCAAAGUUGAUGCAUAAGAUCAAGCUCAUCUCAUUGGUGCAUGAAAAAAAGUGGAAGUGAUCCGCAAGGAAUCAGAUUCCCUGUGUGAAGCAGUUUAAAUGUCAUUCAAUGUUCAGUGCUCAGGUAUGUAGUAAGUACUGUAGUCCUUUGGGGGCAAAUGUGUAGAUAUUUUUAAACAUUUUGCCAAAAUUGCACAGUUUUUUGCAUUUUUACAUGAUGGCAUUGUUUCUUAUAAUAAAACUUUUUUUCUGAUUGAAAA
This is a messenger RNA of Myotis myotis, 4786 nucleotides long. It is a transcript of the gene KBTBD8, whose product is annotated as kelch repeat and BTB domain containing 8. The transcript has 4 exons. The record is from RefSeq and is a predicted model, not a curated record. Lineage: Eukaryota; Metazoa; Chordata; Mammalia; Chiroptera; Vespertilionidae. The coding region runs from base 74 to 1921 and encodes 615 amino acids. Gene Ontology annotation, molecular function: protein binding.